Sinocyclocheilus rhinocerous is the source of this 3214-nucleotide messenger RNA. RefSeq names its product FERM domain-containing protein 4A-like. The record is from RefSeq and is a predicted model, not a curated record. The transcript has 20 exons. Gene Ontology annotation, biological process: establishment of epithelial cell polarity. Gene Ontology annotation, cellular component: adherens junction; cytoskeleton; bicellular tight junction. NCBI's taxonomy places the organism in Eukaryota, Metazoa, Chordata, Actinopteri, Cypriniformes, Cyprinidae.
CCAGUGACCUGGAUUGAGUUUGACUGGAGGAAGUGAGGCUGACGUAUCUGGAGCGCACACGCCAUUCCACGGCUAUUACCAGAGAAAGAGAGAGAGAGACAACAACCUUCCCUCCCUUCUACUCGCUCUCUCACUCACACGCGCUUCUCCUGAGGAAGCAGUAUGAAAGCCGACACAGUAUGGGCUGAGGACCAUAGUGAGGACACCCACCGCUGAAAGACACAGGGACAGAGGCAAAACGGACAGAAAGAGUGCAAGAAACAUCAGCAAAGAAGGUGUGAACACAUUCAAAAGAGGAACAAGGAGAGACAGGCUGGAAAAUAGGUAGGAGGGAGCCGUGGAGACGGAUCGAGAGAGAGGAACAGCCCGUCUGUCUGUGGCGGGACAGCAGACGCUGAACGCACGCGGACCAGACACUCACACGCACACCAUGGUGGUCCAGGCGGCCGUAACGCCCAGUAGGACCCGCAGGCUUCUCCUUAAGCUGCCGGUGGGGACGCUGAGGCGAAAUAGCGAGGAGAGGAUGACGGAAGGGCGGAGAUGUCAGGUCCAUCUCCUGGAUGACAGGAAAUUGGAGCUCCUGGUACAGCCCAAGCUAAUGGCAAAGGAUCUUCUAGACCUGGUGGCGUCCCAUUUCAACCUGAAGGAGAAGGAAUAUUUUGGAAUUUCUUAUGUAGAUGAGACGGGUCAUUUCAGCUGGUUGCAGUUAGAUCGUCGUGUUCUGGAACACGAGUUUCCUAAGAAAUCUGGACCCAUUGUGCUUUACUUCUGCGUUAGGUUCUACAUAGAAAGUAUCUCUUACCUUAAGGACAAUGCCACAAUAGAGUUGUUCUUCCUCAAUGCAAAGUCCUGCAUCUGUAAGGAGCUCAUAGAGGUGGACAGCGAGGUGGUGUUUGAACUGGCCUCUUAUAUCUUACAGGAAGCUAAAGGAGACUUCACGAGUAAUGAUGCUACUAGGGCUGAUCUGAAGAAACUGCCAGCACUGCCUACACAAGCACUGAAGGAGCACCCUUCACUCGCAUACUGUGAGGACCGGGUCAUUGAGCACUAUAAGAAGCUAAAUGGACAGUCCAGAGGCCAGGCUAUCGUCAAUUAUAUGAGUAUAGUGGAGUCGUUACCCACAUAUGGAGUGCAUUAUUACGCUGUUAAGGAUAAGCAGAGUAUCCCGUGGUGGCUGGGUUUGAGUUAUAAAGGCAUUUUUCAAUAUGACUACCAGGACAAAGUCAAACCAAGAAAGGUGUUCCAAUGGAGACAGUUGGAGAACCUGUACUUCAGGGAGAAGAAGUUCUCAGUGGAAGUCCAUGACCCGAGAAGGGCGUCGGUAACGCGGAGGACGUUUGGUCACAGUGGCAUCGCCGUGCACACCUGGUACGCCUGUCCCACCCUCAUCAAAUCCAUCUGGGCCAUGGCCAUUAGCCAGCACCAGUUCUACCUGGACCGCAAACAGAGCAAAAGUAAGAUCCAUGCAGCACGCAGUCUGAAUGAGAUAGCCAUAGACCUGACAGAAACAGGAACCCUCAAGACCUCCAAACUGGCCAACAUGGGCAGCAAAGGCAAAAUCAUCAGCGGCAGCAGUGGAAGCCUGUUGUCCUCAGGCUCUCAAGAGUCGGACAGCUCCCAGACCGCUAAGAAGGACAUGUUGGCGGCUCUGAGGGCCAGACAGGAAGCUCUGGAGGAGACGCUGAAAAAGAGAAUAGAGGAACUCAAGAGCAUCUGCAUCAGAGAAGCAGAGCUGACAGGAAAACUUCCGAAAGAGUACCCUCUCGAUCCCGGGGAGGAGCCGCCCACCAUCAGACGCAAAAUCGGCACCGCCUUCAAACUGGACGAGCAGAAGAUCCUGCCCAGAGGAGAGGAAGAGGAAUUGGAGCGUUUGGAAAGGGAAUUUGCCAUCCAGUCUCAGAUAACAGAGGCAGCGCGGCGGUUAGCAUCUGAUCCUCAUAUCAGCAGCAAAAAGCUGAAGAAACAGAGGAAGACAUCGUAUCUGAAUGCUCUGAAGAAGCUGCAAGACAUCGAGAACGGCAUCAACGAGCACCGCGUUCGCUCUGGGAAGAAACCUACACAGCGUGCCUCUCUAAUCAUAGAGGGUGAGGAAUUCUGUUUGUUGUGUUUGUUGAGACGUUUUUGCAGCGCUCCUGUGAGUUCAUUAAGUGUUUCCUCUGUAAAGUCUUUCAUGCUGAGAGCAAGAGUAAUCGCACCUCCCCAUAGACCUAUAAAACUGUGAACGCAUGUGUCUGUGUGUGACCUCUGCUGUGAAAAUUCAUUUAACGCACUCGUGUUCACGCUCAGGUUGCAUUCCUCACACUCUAGUAGUCACAGGCGGUUCCCCAGCACUGGCUGCUGUGAGGUGGGAGGUAGCAACUCUCUCCAGAACAGCCCUGUGCGCUCCCUCCCUCACUGGAACAGCCAGUCCAGCAUGCCCUCUACCCCUGACCUGAGAACACGGAGCUACGUCCACUCGGCCAGUCUAACUCAGCCAUUCCGUGGCCGGAGUUCCAGUUUGGAGUCUCAGGGGAAGCUGCUAUCCUUGGAGGCGGACACAGAGGCGGGACUUAGCCCUGACCUGUUUCUGUCAGGACCACGGAGGACAGGAAGCAAUGGCUCUGUUGUCCCCGACGACUGCUCAUCUUGCACCAGCCAAUCCAGUUCAGAACAUUACUACCCCUCAUCCACCUCCAACCCUAACUACUGUACGCUGGCCGAGGACUCGCCCUCCAAAGCCCGACAACGGCAGCGGCAGCGUCACAAGUCUGCCGGACACCUGGGUGCAUCCAGUUCUGGCAGUAUGCCCAACCUAGCGGCCCGCAACGGGAGCACCCACGGAGGGGUGUGCGGAAGCCAUCAGGGCGUGUACCUCCACAGCCAGAGCCAACCCUCCUCACAGUAUCGCAUCAAAGAGUACCCACUAUACACAGAGGGCAGUAGCCCCAACGCCGUGGUUGUCCGCAGCCUGGAGAAUGACCAGGAGGGGCACUACAGUGUCAAGGCACAGUUCAAGACCUCCAACUCAUACACAGCUGGGGGGCUUUAUAAGGAGGGGUGGGGCUCCGGGGAGGACGGGGAAGUGGGUGGUGGCAGCGGGAGGUUGACGCCCUCACGCUCACAGAUUGUGAGGACUCCAUCUCUAGGCAGGGAGGGAGGAGGAGGGGGACGGGCAGCGGUGUCAGAGGAGCUGCGGUGCUGGUACCAGCGCUCGUCUGGAUCGCUGAAGGAGUAA